Molecule: messenger RNA, 2691 nt
Organism: Eurytemora carolleeae
Lineage: Eukaryota; Metazoa; Arthropoda; Copepoda; Calanoida; Temoridae
Exons: 19
Coding region: 23-1492 (489 amino acids)
Source: RefSeq, a predicted model, not a curated record
ACAUAAUCUGAAUUCCAGAAGAAUGAGAUUGCUUUACUUCAUAUUAAUAUCAGGUUUUCUUCGCGUAACCUGCAGUAAACCAAACAAUUUCAGGUCAUCAAUUAAUCAGGUGUUGAAAUCUCUGCAGGAAAAUGAGACUCCUGUCCUAGUUCAAAAGAAAGAUAGACUUAGACCAAAGAUAAUUACUAAAUUUGAUUUCCAGAGGAUGGAUAGAUCAUCGGGAAUGAAGACUCCGGCUCCAAUAAUGGUUUCUACAGGACUAACUGUUACUCAACAAGAACGAAUACCAAAAGAGAUUGGAUUUACUGGGUUGGAGAGUGCAGUAGCCGCAGCGCCCAUCGUGCAGGGCAUUAGGGUUCCAGAUGAUCCUUCAGACAACGUAAUACAUAGGAACGGUAGGUUUAUCAACAAUGUAUUUGUUCCUGACAAUGUUGAACCUGAACUACCUUCGGAGUUUACGGUUUCUUCACAAGAAGUUGAAAACAAAAGACAACUGCUAAGAUCCGGUCGGUCUUACUGGUCUGACAACGACAAUGAACAGGUUGACUACAAUCAAAGAGAGGAGAGAAAGCUGCCUUUCAACUUUAACUUUGAAAAUUUCUAUGCUGGCAGAAAACAAGACAUGCUCGAUGCAACCGCACUUGAGAGUAGGACGAAUGAAGUAUACUUGAAGCCUGAUGAUCCCACAAACCUUUAUUAUGCUGAGGAUCGGCUCGACACUCUUCAUUCAGAUAGAUCUGCAUAUACAUUUGAGCCUGCGGAUACACAGUCCGGGUUUUCAAUUCUUCCGUCUUCCAUUCUCCCAAAUUCAGAUUUUGAAAUAAAGGAGCAAAGCUAUCAGAUGUGUCCAGGAUGUCCAACUUUUAAUAUUCCUGUUCCUGUCCCAAAAUCAUCAUUUUAUCCAACCCAGGAUAGCAGUUAUGGCGUUGGAACCAAGAAAGCCGAAUCUCUUAUUGACCAGAUUACAACCAAGAUUAUUUCAACAGUAGAACCUCUAAUUGUCUCCGCAAAAUCUUGGCUGAACCCUGUAGAUAGCAACGAUAUAUCCGGGACAGAGCAAUCUUUUAGUGACAGGCUGAGUACACUUCCAUCAGAGAAGUCUGACAUUUCACCAUUUAUGUUUGCAUCAGUAGCAGCAGUAGGACUUGGUGUAGCUACAUUAAUAUCUUCAGGACUUCAGGUGAUGUCUUUUGGCGUUGGAAGAACAUUUUCAAGUGGAAGUAAUGGAAGAAUAGAAGAGGCUUUAGAUGACGAUAUCUUCAACGAAAUUCAGGCUGAUUAUGAUCCAUCAAACGCCCUGUGUUUACCGCGACAUUUCUGUGAGAAAAUGAAAAGAAAUAAACAUAUUCUUGACGAAUUCCAGAACACUAAGAAGAUCGGAAGAUGGACAAUUGACAGAUUGUUCGACACAGACACUGUUUAUAAGAAAGGAGAAGCACCGUUCUACAAUCAGUGUAAUCUUAGAGAAUGUAUUUAUUCGCUUUUAUCAUAAUUCAUUAUAUUGAUAAAAAUACUGUUUUUAUACAGGGUUACCCGCAAAGAAUUAGAGUUUGGGACAACACUUAUUGUGACUGUUCUUUAUAUUUAUGAUUCCUUACAACUUUAAACUUGUUUCUUUUCAUGCCAAUUAAACCACCUGAGAAAGUCACAUUCUAAGAGUUUCAGGUCGUCUUUACAGUCCCAUCCUUUGUGGGUAACACUGUCUAUCCUUAUAAUAUUUACAACAAGUUGAAAAAUCAUGGAAAUAAUGAAUCUUUAAUCUAAUCGUUUACACUUAAGAAAUUUUUCUUUGGAAAAAUAGUCUUAUGGUAAAAUUUCAUUGGUAAUUAGUCACUUAAUAAGUUACUUCGGGUGGUGUCUUUGUAAAGCCUUUAACCACCGAUUGAUACUGCAUUACUAAAGCAGGAAAUUGUUUGAAAGUUAUACAAAUGUCAAAUAUUUUGUAAAAUGUAAAAUGGUGCAUGAUACUAUCGUGUUGUUUUGUUAAAUCAAAUAUCAAGGCUUUAAUAUAUUUUAUUUUGUUGUCCACCCGGUUAUUUCAUAUCUAGUCUUAUUUGUUUUUAUUUUCGUAAAUCUUAGUCAAUUGUUCAAAAUGGUAAUAUUUAAAAAUCGUUUUAGCAAUAUAUAGGAAAGCUGAAAAAAAGAGAAUGGCUUUUUUUUGCUAUUAAAGUCGAUCCACACAUCUCAGAUUCUCAAACCCGAGCUAAAAACAUUCCAGUGUUUUUCCGAGUUACAGGAUACAAAUUUGAGGCAAAUAGGUCAAGAGGCUCAUUAGUUAUAAUCGGACAUGCAAACAAACAAACACAAUAACAGAGAUUACAACUUUAUUUGUAUUCUAGCUUGGGAACCCAGCACUGUCAAAGUUACUAAAAAUUACUCCCGCCGUUUAUCCAAACUUGAACGAUUUUACGGGAAACAAAUUUUUUGCUAUUAAAGUCGUCCCAAACUUGACUUAGAAACUCAAAAUCAAGCUAAGAACGUUCCUGUUGGUCUCCCGAAUUCCCGAAUCAAAGUUUGAGGCACAUCGGACAUACCGGGAAUAUAUAUAUAUUAAAAAACAUUUUGAACAAUGACUCUGGUUUAAUCAUAUAUGUUUUUAAGUGCAAUUAGUGCAGUUUAUGCCCAUAUUUCAAAUUUUUUAUACCAACAAAUGUACUAUACAGUUUUUGCCAAGAUAAAAUUUAAUCUUUA